GUUGUAGACUUUUGGCAUAAAACAAAUCAUUUUAAUUUACCAUAAUGAAUAGUUUAAACAUACCUACCGAUUUUGGUCCUGAUUCAGGAGGUCGCGUAAAAGGCUUAACGAUUAUCAAACCUAUAGUUUAUGGAAAUAUCGCACAGUCUUUUGGCAAAAAACGCGAAGAAGAUGGUCAUACUCAUCAAUGGAAAGUGUAUGUGAAACCCUAUCAGAAUGAAGACAUGUCACUUUAUGUAAAAAAGGUUCAUUUCAAACUGCAUGAGAGUUACGCAAAUCCUAAUCGCAUCGUAACCAAACCACCAUAUGAAAUUACGGAAACUGGUUGGGGAGAAUUUGAAGUGGUCAUUAAAAUCUAUUUUCAUGACCCUACAGAAAGACCGGUGACUUGCUAUCAUAUACUAAAACUAUUUCAAUCACCAAUAGUAGGCGGGGAAUUAUCCACAGCCCCAAUGGAUCCAAAAACUGGUCUAGUAUCGGAAUCCUAUGAGGAGAUUGUAUUUCAAGAACCGACGCAACUAAUGCAACACUUUCUUGUGAGUGUUCAGCCACUAACCAACGAAGUAUAUACUCAUAAUACGAAUUUUGAACUUAAGAAGGAGAAAUCCUUAUCAAACAUUACUGAAGUAAGGGAAAAAGUCAAGAAUGAAAUAAACAUUUUAAAGGAUAAAUUGAAAGUAGCCAGAGAGACUAUUGCCAAAUUUAAAGCCGAACUAUCAAAAAUACAAAAAUUGCCUGGAACAUAGAAGUGAUAUUAUAUAAGGGAGGAAUUCCGAACUUCUUUUUGAAAUUUUUCCCUUACAAAGAAACUUUAUUGUUAUUCAGAAUUAUAGUAUUAAUGUAUCCGGUAAAGGUUGGGGUGGAAAUCAUAAAAUUAGAAAGCAAGCCGCCAUAUCUAAAACGUGCAGGGUAAGUAAUGAUAGGCAGCCUGAGUGAGUAGGUCAUAUUUGUAUCACGUAUUAGAAGAAAUUAUCAGAUUAUUAAACACAACUAUAAAUAAUAAAAUCAUUAAAAAUAUAAUUUUUUAUGAAUUAUUAAAAAAGAAUUAAAACCUUCAGUAACCUUAUUAGUUUAGCUUUUUACGUUUUAGUAUAAGGCACAAGAGAGUUUUUAAUACUUCUAGAUAGAAUUUACUUCUAUUAAGAAUAAAAUGAU
Molecule: messenger RNA, 1155 nt
Organism: Glossina fuscipes
Lineage: Eukaryota; Metazoa; Arthropoda; Insecta; Diptera; Glossinidae
Gene: Gas41
Product: YEATS domain-containing protein 4
Exons: 2
Coding region: 45-746 (233 amino acids)
Biological process (GO): regulation of DNA-templated transcription
Source: RefSeq, a predicted model, not a curated record